Sciurus carolinensis (gray squirrel) is the source of this 1914-nucleotide messenger RNA. It is a transcript of the gene Anxa9, whose product is annotated as annexin A9. NCBI's taxonomy places the organism in Eukaryota, Metazoa, Chordata, Mammalia, Rodentia, Sciuridae. The transcript has 16 exons. Gene Ontology annotation, cellular component: cytoplasm. The coding region runs from base 377 to 1558 and encodes 393 amino acids. The record is from RefSeq and is a predicted model, not a curated record. Gene Ontology annotation, molecular function: calcium ion binding; calcium-dependent phospholipid binding.
UAUAUGAGCCUUAGCCCAGGGGGACGAGGGCAGACACUCUGAGCCACUCCUUCCUGUUUCCCGUUAAGCACAUGCACUCUCUGUCCUCUCUCCCAAGGUGGGCACCGUGGGUCGGUAAUUAGAAAAAGCAAGAAGAUCCUCCUCUGCCUUGGUACUCCAGCCACCACCCGGACCCGUUCAGGCGAGGGGCGACACCGCGGCCUGCAGGUCUACAAGGAGUCCCUUGAAGAGGUUUGAACUGGGCAAGACAGGUGCCCUCACUCUAAGCCUGCUUGGCAUGUGUAAUCAGAAGAGAUUCUGAAGAUUUCCAAAAGCUGAGGACAUGGGGACCCUGGCUGUGGAACUGCUGUCCAGUGAUCACUCAGGAUAACAGGAGAUGUCAUCUGACCGGCUGUUCAGCCCAGGAUGCCCACGCCCCCUCUCCUCUACCAGGCUGCACAGAAGCUGGAGUGCCCACAGAGGCAGGCCACCAGGCCAGAACAAUAUCCACCUAUCCUCUAGCACCUUGGGCAUCCUAUCCUUUUACACCAUGUCUGUGAGCUGCAAGGAGAUGAGACCUCCUCUGACCCAGGAGAUCCUUAGCCAUCUGGGCCUUGCCAGUAAGGUAGGAGAGACUGCAGCUUGGGGAACCCUGGGCACACUCAGGAACUUCUUGAGCUUCAGUGUGGACAAGGAUGUACAGAGGCUACUGAAAGCCAUUACAGGCCAUGUACUGAGGAUCAAACCCAGUGCCCCACAUGUGCUAGGUGUGGAUUGUGGUGCCAUUGUGGAUGUGCUGACCAAUCGCAGCAGAGAGCAAAGGCAGCUCAUUUCUAGAGCCUUCCAGGAGCGUACCCAACAGGACCUGCUGAAGUCCCUACAGGCGGCCCUCUCUGGAAACCUGGAGAGGAUUGUGGUGGCUCUGCUGCAGCCUGCAUCCCAAUUUGAUGCCCAGGAAUUGAGGACAGCCCUGAAGGCCUCAGGUUCUGCGGAGGAUGUAACCAUGGAAAUUCUUGCUACCCGAACCCCACCUCAGCUGCAGGAGUGCCUGGCAGUCUACAGACACAAUUUCCAGGUAGAGGCUGAGGAGGACAUCAAGUCUAAGACCAGUGGCAUCUUGCGGGACCUGCUCCUGGCUCUGGCCAAGGGGGGCCGUGAGAGCUAUACUGGAAUCAUUGACUACAAUCUGGCAGCACAGGAUGUCCAGGCAUUACAGCAGGAUGAAGGAUGCAGCACAGAAGGGCCAUGGGUCCUAAUCUUCACCCAGCGCAAUCCUGAACACCUCAUCCGAGUGUUUGAUCAGUACCAGCGGUGCACUGGGCAAGAGCUGGAGGAGGCUGUCCGGAACCGUUUCCAUGGAGAUGUCCAGGCAGCCCUGCUCAGCCUAGUGGCGGUGAUCAGGAACACACCACUGUACUUUGCUGACAAACUUCACCGAGCCCUCCAGGAAACUGAGCCUAAUCACCAAGUCCUGAUGCGCAUCCUUAUCUCUCGAAGUGAGACUGACCUUCUAAGCAUCCGAGCUGAGUUCAAGAAGAAAUUUGGAAAGUCCCUCUAUUCUUCUCUGAUGCUGUCAUAGGGGAUUGCCGGUCAGCCCUUCUGGCCCUGUGCAGAGCUGAAGAUAUUUGAGACCUCCCUUCCCCCUACCCCAUUCAAGAAUCUGAGAUUCCCAUGUUUGGUUAAGCCUGCAGGAGACCAGCUGGGCCUCCAAAUAGGAUAACCCCUCAUGGUGUACCACAUACCCCAGCUUCUUAUUGAGCUCUAUGUUUCUUUUAAAUCCUUAAUUUCCUUCAUUUCAGAAUGGUGGCUGUACCUGGGCUCUCUGUCCUGGGAUGCAGGGUAACGGAAUCUCUUUGAUAGUUUCUAUCCCACUCAUCUGUCCCAUAUCCUGACCAGAAUCUCUCUCUGGUACUUGAAUUUUUUUGGCAAACUUUA